Messenger RNA from Umbelopsis ramanniana AG, 985 nucleotides. RefSeq lists its product as uncharacterized. The transcript has 6 exons. The record is from RefSeq and is a predicted model, not a curated record. Gene Ontology annotation, biological process: ubiquitin-dependent protein catabolic process. NCBI's taxonomy places the organism in Eukaryota, Fungi, Mucoromycota, Umbelopsidomycetes, Umbelopsidales, Umbelopsidaceae. The coding region runs from base 35 to 775 and encodes 246 amino acids. Gene Ontology annotation, cellular component: cytosol; proteasome core complex, alpha-subunit complex; nucleus.
ACCCUUUGCUUCGUCCAAUCGCCUAUCAUACAGCAUGAGUCGUGGAUCAAGCGCAGGAUACGAUAGACAUUUGACUAUUUUCUCUCCAGAAGGUCGCUUGUACCAAGUUGAGUAUGCAUUCAAAGCAAUCAGCAACGCUGGAAUUACCUCACUAGGUGUACGUGGUAGAGAUGGUUGCGCAAUUGUCACUCAAAAGAAAAUACCCGAUAAGCUUCUCGACCCAUCCACUGUCACCCACAUCUUCUCUCUGACGCCAACUAUUGGUUGCGUUGUCACUGGAAUGAUUGCCGAUGCCCGUGUUCAAGUCACGAUGGCUCGCCAGAAAGCCGCCGAAUUCCGAUAUAAGUAUGGAUACGAGAUGCCAACAGAUAUGCUAGCAAAGGCUAUCGCGAACAGCAACCAAGUUGCCACCCAGGAAGCCAGAUUCCGACCGCUUGGCUGUUCUAUAAUUCUGAUUGGUUAUGAUGAUGAGUUUGGUCCACAACUGUUCAAAUGUGACCCAGCAGGAUAUUAUGUUGGUUAUCGUGCAACCGCUGCCGGUGCCAAACAACAAGAAGCCCUCAAUCAUUUGGAAAAGAAGUUGAAAAAGGAUCCAAAGCUAGAUAUCAAUGAUACUGUUGAGCUUGCAAUAACAACUUUGUCGACGGUGUUGGCUGCCGAUUUCAAGGCGACUGAAAUUGAAGUGGCAAUUGUUGAAAAAGGUGCUACACGCUUCCGAAAGCUCUCAGUAGAAGAGAUUGAAGACUGUCUUCAGAGAAUUGUUGACCGCGACUAAUAUUCUUUGAAUGAACGAAAUUGUAAAAUGAAGAAAUAAAAAAUUAACAAAAAAAAAAGCCGAACGCAUUGGUGGGGUAGCGAGGGAGUGGGAAGUCUACUACAUACUGCUUCAUUUUGUAUCCAUUACAGUUAUUCGACGGUUUGCAAAGGUUACCUGAUAUUUGCAAGUUGAACGUUCUUGUCGGGCAAUAAUCCUCAGCGUUGUGCC